This is a messenger RNA of Fusarium proliferatum ET1, 1422 nucleotides long. RefSeq lists its product as uncharacterized. The record is from RefSeq and is a predicted model, not a curated record. Lineage: Eukaryota; Fungi; Ascomycota; Sordariomycetes; Hypocreales; Nectriaceae. The coding region runs from base 1 to 1422 and encodes 473 amino acids. The transcript has a single exon.
AUGAGCACCAUUACCGUUACACCAAGUGGGCUCCAGAUCCACCAAGAAUAUGGUGUUGGUCUGGUGCUUCAAGAUUCCAGCUACUACUCAAUUGCGCCGAAACAGAGAAAGUUGCCGAUAAAACUGCAGCUUUUGAUCCAGCAUCUCUACAUUCUGAGUCUUGUCGAUUUUUAUAAGCCAGAGGGGCCAAACAAGAAUAAAAACCAACAAGUAGCUACCAACGUUCAAGACAAAGCUUUACCCUUGCCAUCUACAGGCGAAAUCAGUGCGGCUACCCGACACUAUAACGAUGGAGCCAAUGUUGUGCUACUAUUCCCGGGGAAGCACAGACACUGUCACUGGUGGAUUCUCUACUGUCCAACGCAGGAAUCGUACGGGUCAGAAGCACCGAGCACCGGCGAUAAGCGGGCUGGCUCGCCAGGCUCUGCCAAUCAAUCUGGCCGAAAGAAAAAGGGAUCUGGGCGGGAGAACAAUGACCGGAGCAAUGGCAAAGGCAGCAAGGGAAAUGGACAAAGCCCAGGCAAAAAGAAAAGAGGCUUUGGUUCCCACCAGCCUUUUACCAAAAAGCUUGCUUGUCUAUUUUUCAAGCUUGAUCCGGGCAAAUACCAAUGCUGCGCUGGGUGCAAAAUAACCGAGUGGGAUCGCCUUCUGCAGCACCUCAAACGGCAGCACCUCAUCGAAGGAGAGCAUUGCCCCAAAUGCCGCGAAGAAUUUUGCGGCGAGGACGCUGAGACCGAAAAGAACGAGCAUAUCCAACAAGAUACUUGCAUCGAAGAGACAGCUCUAGAAACCGGGCUACUUCUUGAAGUUGAGUAUGAAGCCCUUAACGGUUUGCAUGGUUCUCAUGAAGAAAAAUGGUAUAAAGCAUGGAAGAAGCUGUUUGGAGAACAUACAGCUCCCUAUUCGCCAUUUUUCGAAACUGUCGACUGUAUGCUGGAAGUGCAACAGAGCACUAUGGAGAGAGAACUGCCGACUAUUUUACAGUCGUUCCGUCGCGAUGCCUUGGCUAGACCGGAAGGUAAUAAUGCCGCUGCCACUAUCGCCGCUAUACUAGAGCUGUUACGGAACCCGAUUCCUACCCCCAAUUCACCUGCACAGGGAGAGUCCCAGGCUGUGUUGGCGCCUUUGACGCCGGCACAAAUACCGUUGGCCCAAGACAUGCCAACUAUUCAGGAUUCGGAGACUUGGCCAGAUGUCAUGGAGCCCUUUAGGCCCACUACUGGCGAUUUACCUGACCAACUAUACAUUCCAGCCAUGGAAGCAGGACCUUUUGGAUACAUCUUGCAUGGUAUACUUUGGCCUCAGCCCUUGGAAGAACCUCUUGUGUCCUUUGAUGAUGAAGUUUUUCGUCAGUUGACGCACUACUCAGAUGACGGAGAUUAUUUUGAAGAGUUUGACAACAGUGGACAUAUUUUAGAAUGA